Molecule: messenger RNA, 3501 nt
Organism: Rangifer tarandus platyrhynchus (Svalbard reindeer)
Lineage: Eukaryota; Metazoa; Chordata; Mammalia; Artiodactyla; Cervidae
Source: the annotation of a GenBank genome assembly
AUGUGGCUCCUCCAGUCUCUGCUCUGCGUGACCAGCCUGGCUCCCCUGGCCGCCUUCAAUGUGGACGUGGUCCGGACCUGGGUGACUCCCGAGGGCGGCGCGCCCUAUGUGCUGAGCUCCCUUUUGCAUCAGGACUCCAGCAGCAAGCAGACCUGGCUCCUGGUCACCAGCCCCAGAACCAGCCGGACAGCGAAGCCCCUGCAUCAGUGUUCUCUCACCCAGGAUGAGCUCCAAUGCCAACCAGUAGAGCACGUCCCCGCCCCAAAGGGGAGGUACCAGGGAGUGACGGCUGUCCGGAACCACCACGGUGUUUUGGUCUGCAUUCAAGUGCCAACCCGGCAGCCCCACAGCCUCAGCUCAGAGCUCACAGGCCACUGCACCCUGCUGGCCCCUGACCUCCAUCCCCGGGCCCAGGUCUAUUUCUCCAACCUUGAAAAAUUUCUGGAUCCCAACACCACUGCGGAUGCUGGAGACUGCUCCAGGGACAAAAAAGGCAGCACAGAGAACACAGCCAGGAGGCGACGGGAUGUGAAGUUGGAAGAGGAGGAAGAGGCAGCUGGCACUGAGAUCGCCAUUGUCCUGGAUGGCUCAGGAAGCAUUGAACCCCCAGACUUCCAGAAAGCCAAAGAUUUCAUCUACAACAUGAUGAUGAACUUUUACACGAAGUGCUUUGAGUGCAGAUUUGCCGUGGUGCAAUAUGGGGAAGUCAUCCAGACCGAGCUUGACCUUCUGGACAGCCAAGACAUUAGAGCCUCCUUGGACAGAGUCAAGAAUAUCACUCAAGUGAAGAAAGUCACCAAGACUGCCUCUGCCAUGCAGCACGUCCUAGAUAACAUCUUUACACCAAACCGAGGCUCGAGAGCAAAGGCAUCCAAGGUCAUGUUGGUGCUCACUGAUGGGGAUAUCUUCCAGGACCCCCUCAACCUCACGACUGUCAUCAAUUCCCCAAAGAUGCGCGGUGUUGAGCGCUUUGCCAUUGGGGUGGGAGAAGCAUUUAAUAAAAGUAAAGCGUACAAUGAGCUGAAGCUGAUCGCCUCGGACCCUGAUGAGGAUCAUGCCUUCAAGGUGACCAACUACACGGCUCUGGAUGGGCUGCUGAACAGACUGCAGGAGAGCAUCAUUCGCGUGGAAGGCACAGUUGGAGAUGCCCCCCACUACCAGCUGGCACAGGUUGGGUUCAGCGCCCAGAUCCUGGAUGAGAAGCAGGUGCUGCUCGGAACCGUAGGGGCCUUUGAUUGGUCCGGGGGCGCACUGCUCUAUAACACACACAGCUGUAACAGCAGCUUCCUGAACCAGACAGCAGUGGACACCAAGUCUGCGCAGUAUGCCUACCUGGGUUACUCAGUGGCCGUGCUGCACAAGGACAGUGGCCUCUCCUAUCUGGCGGGGGCCCCACGGCACAAGCAGCGGGGGGCUGUGUUUGAGCUCCAGAAUGUGGGUAGAGAGACCAACAACUUCGUGCCAGUGCUGGAGGGCGAGCAGUUGGGGUCCUAUUUUGGCUCCGAGCUGUGCCCUGUGGAUGUUGACAUGGAUGGCAUCACAGACUUGCUGUUGGUGGCGGCCCCGUUUUACCACAUUGAAGGAGAGGAGGGCAGAGUCUACAUGUACCGUGUGAACAAGCAGAAUGGCUCCUUCUCCUUGGCACGCGUGCUGACUGGGCACCCCAGGCUAACUUAUGCCCGAUUUGGCUUUGCCAUGGCAACAGUGGGGGAUAUCAGUCAGGAUAAGCUCACAGACGUGGCCAUUGGGGCCCCCCUGGAGGACUUUGGGGCAGACGACGGUGCAGGCUUUGGCAGUGUGUACAUCUACAAUGGACGCGCUACCAACCAGCUGAAUGACCUCUCUUCCAAUCAGCCACAGAGGAUCAGAGCCUCCGCAGUGGCCCCAGGACUCCAGUACUUCGGCACAUCCGUGGCCGGUGGCUUAGAUUUCAAUGGCGAUGGCCUUGCUGACAUCACCGUGGGUGCGCUGGGCCGGGCGACUGUACUCCGCUCAAGACCUGUGGUUUAUCUGAAGGUGUCCAUGAACUUCACUCCCAAGGCACUGCCCAUUGGUUUCAGCAGCAGUGUGAAUGCGUCUUUGUGUUUUGAAAUCAACUCUACAACCCUAGCUGCCGAAUCAGGACUUGAUGGGACCUCUCUGAACUUCACACUGGAUGUGGAUGUGGUGAAGCAGAGGAAACGGCUGCAGAAUUCAGACAAGAGGAUGGAUCAGAGCUCCCUUAGGGAGUUGGGCAGGGGGCCCCGUCUCUGUGAGUCCUUCUCGCUCAUCCCCACAGACGGACAGCUGUGUCAGGAGGACUGCUUCUCCAACAUCACCGUCAAGGUCAGCUACCACCUCCAGACCCCUGAGGGCCGGAUGGACCAACCUCAACCAAUCCUGAACUUCUAUGCUGAGCCCUCCGCCACCUUCCAGCUGCCCUACGAGAAGAACUGCAAGAAUAAGCUGUUUUGUGUCGCGGAGUUAGAGCUGGCCACCACCAUCUCCCAGCAGGAAUUGGUGGUGGGUCUCACAAAAGAGCUGACCAUGAACAUUAGCCUGACUAACUCUGGGGAAGAUUCCUACAUGACGAGAGUGGCUUUGAAUUUCCCCAGAAACCUGCAGUUUAAGAGGAUACAGAAGCCUCCUUCUCCAGACAUUCAGUGUGGUGACCCUAAGCCAACUGCUUCUUUCCUGGUCAUGAACUGCAAGAUUGGUCACCCCAUCCUCCAGAGAUCAUCUGCAAAUUUUUCGUUAGUUUGGCAGCUGGAGGAGAGUGUCUUUCCAAACAGGACAGCCGACAUCACUGUGAUGGUCACCAAUUCCAAUGAAAGAAGGUCUUUGGUCAAUAAAACUCACAGCCUUCAAAUCAAACAUGCCUUCAUUGCGGUUCUUCCCAAACCCUCAGUGACGUACAUGAACAUAAACCAGGGGUCUUCCCACCACAAAGAGUUCCUCUUCAACAUACAUGGGGAGAACCACUUUGGAGCCGAGUUCCAGCUGCAAAUUUGUGUUCCAGUUAAAUUACGAGGUUUCCAGUUCCUAACAGUGACGAACCUGACCAAGACUCAGGCCCACACCGUGUGCACUCAGGCUCACAAGGAUGCCUGUGGGAGCGAUCUGGUUCAGCAUGUGGAAGAAUGGCAUUCAGUGAGCUGUAAGGUCACCUCGGAUAAAGAAAAUGUAACCGUGGCUGCAGAGCUCUCCUUGAAUCAGCCAAAGCAGUUACUAAGAGAUGUGACUGAGCUGCAGAUCCUUGGUGAAAUAUCUUUCAACACAUCUCUGUAUGAGGGACUCAAUACAGAGAACCACAGAACUAAGAUCACUGUCAUCCUACUGAAAGAUGAGGAGGCGUAUUCUCUGUUUCUCAUCAUUAAAAGCAGUGUCGGGGGCCUUCUGGUUUUGAUCGUAAUUAUAGUCAUCCUAGUCAAGUGUGGCUUUUUUAAAAGAAAAUACAAAGAGCUGAACUUGGAGAGCAUAAGAAAGGACCAGCUAAAAUCAGAGUCUGCUGGAACAAGAUAG